AUGACUUCCCUCCCCCCAAUUUUAUCAGACCUGACUCACAUCUCCUCGAGGCACAUAUUUGGUAUCGGUACUAUGGAUCCAUUGUCCAUUGCCUCUGGAAUCGCCGGGCUCAUUACUUUAAGUACACCGGUACUCGCAGCCGGCUACAAUUAUGUGAGAAUUGUUACCGAUGCCCCAGAAGAUCUCAGAAGUCUCGUCAGAGAAACAGGAUCUCUAAAUGCCCUUCUGUCCGAGUUGAUGGCCCAUUCUCUCGUGGAAGAAAUUGACCACCAAGCCAAAAUCGAGAUCUCAACACAACAACAGACUCUCCAGGAAUGCGAGGACAUCGUUCAUGGUAUUGAGUCCCUCGUUCGUGCCUGCAAAGAUGGGCAUGAUAGUCAGACAAAGCAUGCUGUCAACACUGUCUUUUGGCCACUUAGACAAAAAGAGAUCACCAGGCUCCGGAAUAGGCUCAUGAGGCUCUUCACGAUUCUGAGCGCAUCUAUCUCGAUUGAAAAUUCGAUGGUUCUUCAAAAUUUGAAGCAUGAACAAAGGCGUGGAAGUUUCAUCAUGCGAGGCUUGGAAAAGAACUCGAGAGAUUUACAAGAACAGAAAAUGCUUGAUUGGCUGUCACCACUUGACUCCACUGCGAAGCAUUUAUCCACCUCUCAACUCAGACAUCCAGACACAUAUAAAUGA
Messenger RNA from Hymenoscyphus albidus, 678 nucleotides. Lineage: Eukaryota; Fungi; Ascomycota; Leotiomycetes; Helotiales; Helotiaceae. The record is from the annotation of a GenBank genome assembly.